AAAGUGAUUAUUAGCUAAUCUGAGCCUGUGAUCUCAACACGAUUUCUCGUGGACCAAUCAGAUUGCAUUUAUAUAAAUGUAUAUAAAUUUACACUCGAUAAUUUUCAUCUACAAUACCCUAAAUAUAUUAUUAGCUAAUCUCAGCAAGUAAUCUCAGCACGAUUUCUGGACGUCGGCAUUCCCAAGAUGUCAAUUGCAUAUGUUAUGUGGUCACAUCCCAAUAUGUUUUGACGCCAAAUGAUGACUCAUAUUUAACGCGAGAGGAACUGAUCCACAGUGUUUGUUAAUAAUUCGGUUCCAUUAUCUAUGUAGUUCCAGAAAUGUUACAUGCUCUGAGAGAUCUUGAAUGAUCAAAGCUUUUCAUGAAACUAUUCAUCAUCUGUCGGUAUUGUUUGAAAUUAUUUUGGCACAGACAUUAUGGCAGAAACAUCCAGCUCAACUACAGAAGUUACACAUGUUGUCGAAGGGGAAAUUGCUGUUAAAACAGAAGGAGGCCAGGUAAUUAAUUCACUACUGUAUUCUUUGGGAUAUUGAGUAUAAGUCUAAUGUCGAGUAUGAGGGUGUAUAAGAGGGAAAAUACGUCAGUUAUUCAACAAUAACUUGUGUUCUCACAUACUGUGUAGAAGACCAUUUUUAGGGGAUUAUGUGGACGAGAUCACCUCGGCUAAAUGAGAUGACCUUUUAACUGCGGCUACCUCUAUCAGGCUGCCUACUUGUGAUUAGUAUUACAUGAACUGUGCUAGGCCAGCUGACAGGUAGGGCUGACGUAAUUGUGAGUAAGCCCAUUUGAACGAACCUCCACAAAAUUCACACCUAACUUUCUUUAAAACUAUGUUUAUAUGCUACAAGUUCGUAUGGUGCAAACUCUCAGAUGAAACCAGACAGAGUAUAUAAAAUGCGGUCUACCCACGUUCGGUUAGCACUAUUUUUCAUCCGGCAAACCGCCCUAUCGAUUUUCUAGGGUUGUUUCUUUCUGGAUUCUUUUACUAAUUUGGUUAGGGUUAGAGUUGUGGUUGAGGUUAGGGUUAGGGGUUACAGUAGGGAUAGGGUUUGGGUUAGUUACAUAGCCAUUUAACACCUAUUCAUCUUCCAAAAAUGACGUCAGGUCAGUUUGCUGGAUGGAAAAUAGUGCUAACCAUUCCUGUCGCCCAGCAGUUGGUCCGUAGACUAGGAUUAAAACUUUUCGUUUUAAACCCUCAAAUUAAAAUAUUUUUGGCUCAAAAUAGUAUCAAAAUGAAGAGAAAAAUGAAAGGAAUCCAUUGGUAUACGGCCGAAAAAGGCGAAGGCGACAAUUCCAAAGUUAUCAAGGAUCAAACGUACUGAAUUUUUCAUUAUUAAUUUUGAGCGAUUUGUCAAUACAAAAAGUCUUUCAAGGGCCAUCAAUCAUUAGAAUACGUACUGCUGUUUCUUAGAAAGGGAUGGUGGAAACGACGGAGUGCCGAGUACGGAGUCGGUCUGACUCCAGCCAACAUUCCAGUUGGUCCAAUGAAUACACAGACUAUGUAGCGCUAAGUCAGAUAUCUGGCUUCACGAAAGCAUGACGAUCGUAUUACAGCUUUUCGAUGCUGUUCCUGUGGGCUGUGGCAGUUUGAGUCUAUGGUGGAUUCAUUAACAGCAAUUGGCAGUUUGCAGUAACUAACAAUCGUUUGACAUUUGUCUCAUUUUAUAUUGUUUUCUUGUCAUUUUGCCGGAGUUGGGAAAACGUAACUCCGGCUCCGGCAUACAAAAUUCUGCUCCGGCUCCGGCGUCGGAAAAACCGCCGGAGCUCCGGCAGAACUCCGGCUCCGGCAACUCCGGCGCACAGCACUAGUACCCAGGCUCUUUCCUCAACGCUCCUCGCUGGAGGAAAGAUCUGGUCCAGAUCGACUGGUCACGUGUCUCAACAAAAAUUUUACAUAAGAGUGCGGGACUAAGUUUGUUUUACCGAUCUAAUUGUCGAUAUCAAUUGGUUUGGUAGAAAAUGCGCGUUGCGGAUAGAUAAUAAUAUAUAAUAAUAAUGAUUAAUCAUAAAUUUUAUGUCACUAAGACACUCCUGCGAGUACAGAAUAUUUGUUGCCCGCUCUAACUAGACAAAUAAAAGCGCGCCUUCACCGAACAUUUCCACGUUAAAAACACAAUAAUUUGAUCUUGAAAUGACUGAAAUACUACAGGUUUACACGCGUGACACCUAAGGAACUUCGUAGCCACCGAAUAAUGUACCAAACCGUUACUAGUGCAAAUCUUGAAGAACUUAGAUUACGUAAUUUCGAGCGUAGACAGAUUGCGUAAUUUUUUCUCACACAACGACUUUAAUUAACGUUUAAGGAAAAAGGCAAUGUGAUGUUCUUUUUUGCAGAUCUAUUCAUAUUAUAAAUAUCCGGUAUGUAUAUUAUAUUUUCUACGAGCGUCAUAUGCCCACGAAUUGUUAUUGGGCGCUCAAUUGAGCUCAAUAGGCCAACCGUAUCGAUAUAGCACAUACAGUUGCGAAAACUAUUAUAUUUUCUAAACACAUUUCAUUUAAAUAACACAUCAUAUAAUCCAAAUUAUAUAAUUAUAUAAAAUCAUGGGCGUACCGGAAGGAAAAAUUUAGGGGGGCGGAAAGAAACGUGCCCGACUUUUUCGGAUUUUGCCUGACUAAAAAUUUUUUCCAGAAUUUAUUUUGGCGACCCCGUCGCCAAAAAAAUUUCGGUCAGUGUACCAUUUUAGGGGUCAAAAAUUUUUUCCGGACAUACCAAAAUUUUCCGGAACCUAACAAAAAUUUUGGAAACAUCACAAAAUUGACCACAAAAUUUACAGAAUUUGUCUCAUUUCUUUUUUAAUGCACCAAAAUUGCCCGACUGUUCUGCGAAUAUUGCCCGACUGCCCAACAAACCGGUACGCCCAUGUAUAAAAUUAUCAGAAUUUUUGGAAACUGGCAUUAACAAGAUGACAUUGUGAAAACGAAAGAUUCAUAAUGUUGCCCUGAGACUGAGUACGUAAAUUAAUACAGCUUAUACAAAAGGAAAACUUGUGUUCAGAAAAUGUCAAUGAAGGCUAGAAUUACAAAUUUUCAAAAAAAAAUAAUCAAUUCGCAAUCCAAUCAGUAAAACUUUGUCCUGUCGAACACGUUUUAAAAACAGUUAUGUUUUUUAAAACAGUUAUAUUGUAGUAGUAUUCGGCGUAUAUUAUUUGGUUAGUAUAGGUAAUAUCAUGGUUUCUCGGGCAAUUUAGAAAAAAAUGCACAAGUGACUAAGUGAGUAUUUCAAAGCGAACAGCCACCCUGCGGUGUAUUGCCAAUUCUACCGCAAAUAAUGUAGCGUGAAUGGCAAAUGCGUUUUAGGACGUUCUAGUUGACUAUAGUAUUAGCGCAAACGAUAAGCUUGGAAAAUCACGAUUUUCGACAAAACGAACGCGCUAUUACAGGCCUGCAUGGCGUUGUUAUACGCAGACCGGACUCGAAUCGAAAAUAAUCCGGACUCGAGCAAAACCCGGACUCGUACUCGAGAAACCUGGACCCGGACUCGAAAAAAAUCCGGACUCAUCUUUCAAACAAUAUUUUACAAGUAUAGCAGUUCAAUAGGUAGGCUCAGAUUCCAGCCGUUGUGUUCUCGCCACUCGCCCACUUAACACAACGGCUGGAAUCUGAGCCUAUUCAAUAGGUAAACAAAGCGUUUGUUUACAUUUAUACGGACUUUACAGCAUCUUUAACAAUAGUUAACAUGAUAAACGAUGGUCUUUUAUAACAAUAAUCAGUAUACAUCUUUUAAUAUAUGGGGCUUCGGUGGCGAAGUGGGUUAGCGCAUUUGCGUUUCACCUCCAAGGCAAUCUCGUACCCAGAUCUCCAAGGUCGCAGGUUCAAAUCUCAGUGAGAACUUUCUCGGUGACGCGACUCGAACCCAGUCCUCAUGUGAAAAGAGUAAAAGUCAACGCUCUGCCGAAAGUCGUGGGUUUUCCCCGGGUACUCCGGCUUCCUCCCACAGGGAAAGUUGACAGGGUGGGUUGGGUAAAAAGGGCCCACAGUAAUUGGCAUAUGCUGUUGUGGUGACCCUGCCCAAGUUGGCAAAGCUAAAUAAAUAAAUAAAUGUCGAAAUUUAUUAGCUCAUGAUGCACACCUCGAUGCACACCGUUGCAAAUUAAAUGCGAAAUAGAGAAAGAAACAAAUGUUAGAUUUACGGAUAGAUAAUCACUAUUAGGUACCAACCAACGUUGCCUGCAAAUCAGGCAUCUUGUUAGACCCGUGACUGCAGCAAUUGUGCGGAUUGACAUAAAUUUGAUACUUAACAAAUAUAAAACAUUUUCCGUGUCGAUAUACAAUUUUAUCAACACGAGUGGAAAUUGGGAAAACUCGAAAUUGUGUCACUGAGCCUGAGGUGAAUAAUUGUUUUAGUAUUUUUACACAAGUCUUUUGUGUUAUUUGGUACUGAAUUUAUUUUAAUUUCGCUUAUUUCUUUAUCACUAAACUUCCACAAAACGGCUAGCCGCCAUUUUGUAACUUUCAGUUUUGUUAUAUUCACAUGUAAGUGAAUAUAACAGCUUAAUACGCCAAGGUUGUAGGAUUUAUUAUGUUCACUUGUGCAAAAAUACUAAAACUGCAUAUCAAUACGGAAAAAAUGUUUUAUAAUAUCGCACAUAGAAAUAUAAAGAAAUAAAUUUUCCGACGUUUCCGUGUUGACAUUGAGUUAUAUCAACACGGCUCUUAGCCAAUCAGCGUUCAGAAUUAACAAAUGCUAUAUUAUACUACGCUACUGGAAACAGGUCUAUUUUCUCAAUAUCAUUAAUAUAAUUGAUAAACACGAAUUGAACACCCACAAUUAUUCCUAAUCCAAAAUAGUAAAAAACACAUCACAAUGAUAGCAAUCUUAAGUUGUUCAAAGCAAAUAUAAAGGUGUUCACGGCACCCGCGGCCUAAUAACGCCAACAGUGAAACUCGUGUUGUGUUUGAUAUUGAGACUCCGAAAUCCGUUCAUCAAUCACCCAAAAUGGCUUACAUACAACCGCAUGGAGCUGCCAAUCAAGUUUGACAAUAAAUUAAGUUAUAUUGAGAAUCAACAUGCUACCCUGGUGGAUAAAUUGUUGGUUAUUCCUGUUUCUAGCUUUAUUAAUUUACAUUAAUAUAUAGGAAAGAGCCUGGGUAUGAGGUUGACUGUUUGUAUAUUGUAUGUACUGUACGUAUUUGUAUAUUUGUUUACAAUAAUUGCACCAAUAAUAAGUGGGUAUACCAUGAUAAUAUUAGCUAACAUUCAAUAGUGACAAGUAUAAUAGUACAAUAUUGUCAUUGUAUAGAUGGCCAAAGCCAAAGAUGUUGCUGAAGUGUUUCUACACAAGCGAUUUCCCGGAUGGAAGGACAACAAUACAACGUACCUGAUUCCUCCUGUCUUGCAAUCACAGCAAAGCCGUCACCAGAUUGGUAUCACGCAGUCUGUGCCCUUUGUUGAUCCAGGUGAUAGGGGUGAAGGGAUCAUCUACAAUCUCUUGAAGAGGCUUGGGGACGAUGGAAAAAUGGGUAUGUUUGUUGUUCAAGGUUUUAAGUUAAAAGAUAUAACGAAAUGGAACAAGAAAUACAAAAACUAUCUAGUACCUAAAUUAGUUGCAAGAACUGGGGAGUGCGAUUUCAUCAUUUUCCACCAUCAGCUUGGUAUAAUAUCGAUUGAAGUGAAAAAUUGCUCGAGCGUUUCACAACAAGCCAUAGAGGAAGUAGUACAGAAAGCAGAGGAUCAGCUUGACAUUAGUCAACAACUCAUCACGAAUUUUGCCAACUCAGAGGAAGGUACACCGUCAAAGUCCAAAUGCUGUUUUCCAUACAAGAAGGUUAUUGCUUUACCAUCCACCAAGAAAGCUAAUUUUAAAGUCCAACUUCGGGGACAUGACACAUUACUCCUAUUUGAAGACGACUCUCGAGACAUUUCUUCAUUUCGGGAAUGGUGGAAUAAAGCAAUCGAAAGCCCAGCCAUGAUUAAAAUGUCAGCAGAAACCGAAGCUUACGAGCGAGCGUUAUCAUAUAUUUUGAUGAUCCGGCAUAUGAGCCCUGUUACAGAUGUCGAAUAUAUAAAAGAAAUCCAGAAAUCGCUGGAUACAUACAAGUAUCAUGGUAAUGCAGCCUACCCCCAACUGAUAGAGAAUAUGUUCCCGUAUCUUUGGAAAUGGUGUUGGAAUGUCCUCAGUGAAAAAUAUAAAAAAUAUCCAGUUUCGGUAGAGGAAGAAGAAAAAGAUCCUGAUUUGAAGAAGAAAGCAGAAAAAGAAAAGGAAGCAGAAGAAAAGGAAGCAGAAGAAAAGUUACAGCAGUUACAGCAAUCUUUUAUGAAGAACAACAAACUGAGUGAAAAAGAUCUUCGAGGAAAUAAAGGAAAAAAGCUUCUUAACAAAUUGUUGGAAAACAGCAAGUAUAUUGAUGGAGAUAAAUAUUCGUUGAUAGACGAUGCAAUAUUUGCUCUAUUUGAAGAGUCUUAUUGCCUCUUCCACAAGCAUACUGUAGAUUACAUUAACAGGAUGCGAAAAGUGUGGUUGGAGAUCGAAGAGGAGGAUACCAACGAAGAAGUACUGAAGAAGUAUCCAUUCCUAAAGCUAGAAUCUCCUAAGGAUUUGAACAUGCUUGACCGACACCUCGCAACAUCACCUUUCAUAGAUGGAAACAAACCGAGUGCUAUUGACAAACAAGUCUUGGGAUCACUAACAUGUCGAAUGCGACUCAAACAUGCUUGCCAUCCAAUAGUUAUGACCUCAGAGCAACUGGUUGUUUUUGAAGGACCCAGCAAACAGUUGAUAAUUGGCCCGCCAGGGAGUGGUAAAACAGAGCUAUUGAGGUUCAAAGCCCUCGAACUGGAUAUUGAAAUGAAAAAAAGCAAGAGAGGGAAGAAGAUUAUGUACAUCCUUGCCAAUGGAUGUUCCGAUUAUCCCGAGAGAAAUUCUCUAUUCUUUUACCACAUUAAAAAGUUUUUCAAAAAGUCCCAUCUCGUUGAGGUUAUCUCUAUUGUAAUGAAGGACGAAUCACGUGAAGACACAGACCAUACGACAUCAGAGAUCAGGAAAAAGAUUCAAAGUGGCGAGUAUGAACACGCCUUUAUCGACGAGUACUGGAUUGGGUCCAGAACGACUGAGAACAAUAUAAUACAGGAGCUUGUUCGUGGAUUACCAGGUUAUGUAUGGAUUAGCUCUGUGUUCAACUACCAACCAGAAGCGAAGAAAGUGAAAGCUAAUACUCAGCCACUUUUAACAGCGCUUCAUGAAAAUGGUGGAGAAGUUCGUCAUAUCACCCAAGUCAUGAGAGCCACGAACAGUAUCACCGAGCUUGAAAGAGAUUACAGUAAAUUGUAUGCAGAUCGAUCUUACCCUUAUGGAACUGAACGGAUCCUUGGCCACUCUUACGAAGGGUUACCUGUGACAUGGGCUGUUGAAGAAAACGUGAGCGAGAUGUACGACAAAUGUGUGGAUAUUGUUUACAGAGCCAUAACUGAUGUCAUCCCCCCGGAUAUACUUAAAAGAGAUAACAUUACUCUAGACCCUGCAGAUAUCCUCAUUGUGGAUUUCGCUAUUCGGAUGGAUGAGUCACGUCAGCUGGAGCAGUCACUGAUGGAUCGCUUAACCAACCGUCAUGUUCCUGUUUGGACAUUUGGACAGAGCCCAGAGCAGAUCGUUGAGGACAAAACGAAGAAAGUGACCCUACUGCAGUCUGUCAAACGAAAGGCCUCUGAAUUCCUUGAUGGUAUUGAACGGCCAAUGGUCGUGGUUAUUCUGCCUUCUGGCAUGGUGCUGAAGACAGCAAAGCUGGCAGAUGAAGCAGAGAGGCUCAGGAAUUACGAUACUUAUAUUUCCUUCUUUCGUACGAUGGUAAAGUUGGUCGUGAUCUCAGAUAAGUGGACAAAUAAGGAGGAGUUUUUGAGUGAUGUCAAAGAUCAUAUGUAAUUUAUAAUACAUUUAUAAUACAGCUUUAGCUCUCAGUAUUAUAUGAGCUGUUUACGAAAAGAUAAAUUUGGCUAGCGCUUGUUUAUAACGUUGCUGCCCACUUCACGACUUUGGAGAACUUACACGCCAUGUUACCAUUGUUCCAGUUUACGGAAGAUCAUAUCUAAUUUAUAAAACAUUUGUAUGGCUUAUUGCCAAACUCAGUGACCGCCAAAUUUCUAUACACAUUUAGCUAAUAUUUAGUAAGGCGAAGUUCCCCAACAUAAUCUGAUACAUAAGUCAAGCAUGAAGUCUAACAAAGAAUUUUGAGGAACAGCGUAUGUCUUGCAGGACAGUCGACAAUAUAUAUAUUUGUCUUCUCUGUUGUUUAAAUAAAGUGUUGUAACUAUAAUCCAUCGAGUACCUUAAUUUAUUUUUUCUAGUGUCUACAUUAGGGCCAUUUAUACGAGCGAAAAUAAGCCGCGGCUUAAAUAAGUCGCGAACAACUCGUAUAAACAGUCAAUUUCCAAUAAGCCGCGGCUUAUUU
Molecule: messenger RNA, 8383 nt
Organism: Paramuricea clavata
Lineage: Eukaryota; Metazoa; Cnidaria; Anthozoa; Malacalcyonacea; Plexauridae
Source: the annotation of a GenBank genome assembly